AUGGGAAAACUGAACAGUAAGACUGGUAAUAAAGUAUCAAUACCACAAGCAGCAUCUUCUAAGACCAAAAGAAAGACCAAAGAGUCUAGUAAGGCAAAGGAACAUACAGCUGUCAAAAAUUCACAAGCUCCAUUUGAGAACUCGCCGAUUUAUGACUUACUACAGUUUUUUGAAAAAGCACCAGACCAAUGGACAGCCAGAUAUAUAUUGAUACUAACAGCAAUUAUUUUGAGGAGUGCUGUUGGCCUAGGAUCUUUUCUGGGGCAGGGUGAAAAACCAAUAAAUGGAGAUUUUGAAGCCCAAAGACAUUGGAUGGAAUUGACAAUACAUCUUCCUAUCGAUAAAUGGUAUUUCUAUGAUCCAUUGUACUGGGGUCUCGACUACCCACCAUUGACUGCCUUUCACCUGUACUUAUUUGGCAAGUUAGGAUCAUUAAUUAAUUCAGACUGGUUUAAGUUUUUUUCUUCGAGAGGAUUAGAAUCAUCAGAUUUGAAAACAUAUAUGAGGUAUACCAGCUUGAUAAGUGAAUUAGUGAUAUAUAUACCUGCAUUAUUGGGUUUUAUUUCUAUAAUGGGAAAAAAAUUGAAUUUAAGUAGAAUGUAUCAAAUUGUUAUAUCAACAAUAAUCUUGUGCCAGCCAUCACUUAUUUUGAUUGACCAUGGCCAUUUUCAGUAUAAUUCAGUGAUGUUAGGGCUAUUCUUAUUUUCAUUAGUUGAUCUUAUUAAAGGGAAUUAUAUAUUAGCAUCAAUUUGGUUUAUAAGCUCAAUUAACUUCAAGCAAAUGGGAUUAUAUUAUGCACCCUUUAUCUUUGCAUACCUUUUUUCCAAAUUAUUUCUGAACUAUAACGAUUUAGGUUCUGAAAAAUCUUUAAAGAAACUAAUAGCAAGCUUCAAUUUCAAGAAAUUGAUUGCCAUUGGUCUUGCUGUAAUAAUAACUAGUAUUGUCAUUAUCUCACCAUUUAUUAUCUUACCGAGUUGUACAAGAGCGGAAACCUUGAAUGUUUUAAAGCAAAUACUAAUCAGGGUGUUUCCGUUUGAAAGAGGUUUGUUUGAAGAUAAGGUUGCAAAUUUCUGGUGUACCACAAAUUUAGUAGUCAAAUACAGAGAUAUCUUCUCAAUUGACCAACUAAAGAAGAUUACAUUAUUAUCUACAUUGGUAGCUAUCUUACCUCCAUGCUUGAUGAUUUCUUAUAAAAAUAUUUAUAAUCCGAAAUUUUCUAAUAUUUCGCUGUCUCCAGUAAAAUAUUUAUCUUUGAUCUAUGGAUUUGCUGCUACAUCGUGGGGAUUUUAUCUCUUCUCAUUUUUAGUGCAUGAAAAGAAUGUGCUUGUUCCUCUUCUACCUAGUACACUAUUAUUUAUCAUCAAUGAUAAAGAUACAAUUUCUAUGAUACAGUGGAUCAACAACAUAGCAGCAUUUAGUUUGUGGCCAUUAUUGAAAAAAGAAACUCUUGUUUUGCAAUAUAUUGUGGUGAUACUCUUGUCAAAUUGGUUAGUCGGUGGCUUUAAUUUAAAAUUAUCAAAUAAUAUUUUUUUCCCUAGGAUAAAUUGGUUCUGGAACUUGGUUAUAGGCGCAUCAUACAUAGCGGUCGCAAUUGUUCAUUUUGUUGAUUAUUUCUAUUUACCACCAGCAAGAUAUCCUGAUUUGUGGGUUAUUUUGAACACUACAGUUUCAUUCGGCUGUUUUUCUUUAUUCUGGUUAUGGAUAUUAUAUCAAUUUUAUAAACUUUAG
This is a messenger RNA of Debaryomyces fabryi, 1728 nucleotides long. It is a transcript of the gene ALG6, whose product is annotated as dolichyl-P-Glc:Man(9)GlcNAc(2)-PP-dolichol alpha-1,3-glucosyltransferase. Gene Ontology annotation, biological process: protein N-linked glycosylation. The transcript has a single exon. The record is from RefSeq and is a predicted model, not a curated record. Lineage: Eukaryota; Fungi; Ascomycota; Pichiomycetes; Serinales; Debaryomycetaceae. Bases 1 to 1728 code for a protein of 575 amino acids. Gene Ontology annotation, cellular component: endoplasmic reticulum membrane. Gene Ontology annotation, molecular function: dolichyl pyrophosphate Man9GlcNAc2 alpha-1,3-glucosyltransferase activity.